CGCGGCUUGUGCAGUUCAGUCGUGUGCCGUUCGCAGAAACGGUAGGAUCCGGAGCGGCUGUGUACAUCGGGUACGGGCAAAAAGGGCCCCCGGUGGCAGCGAUGGCAUCCGGCGUGCGGGUCCGCAAAACGGUCCGCCAAGAUCUACCAGAGGUGAUCGCCAUGAUCCAGGAGCUAGCCGACUUCGAGAAGAUGCCAGCCGGACCGCAACUCACCGUCGAGGACCUGGAGCGCGAUGGUGGAUUCCUCGAUGGGCCGCGAUCAUGUCAGGACGGGCCAGUGUACCACAGUUUCGUACUGGAGCUACAGCACGACCCGCCGGGUGACGCUUAUCAGAAGCCGUCCACGUCGACGUCAGCCGACUGUAGCGGACCUUUAACCCGGAAGCUGAUCGGGUACGCGAUAUGCUUUUACUCGUACUCAACGUGGCAAGGGAAGUCUCUGGCCCUGGAGGACAUCUACAUUCGGCCGCAGUACCGACGGCACGGAUACGGCCAACAUUUCUUCAAGGCACUCGCUCACCAUGCACGGGACAGUAACUGCUCGCGGAUCGACUUCCAUGUGCUGGACUGGAAUCCGGCUACCAGCUUCUACCGCCGGAUGGGUGCGCUGGAUCUAACCGAAACCGAGCGCUGGCACUUCUAUCGCUUGCCAAAGGACGCCAUCGCUGCGCUGUGUGACGAGUGAGAUUUGAAGUGGCUUCUGGUUCCUUUGAAAGGAACAUCCUACGAUUUUAUUGCAAGUAUUAUAAACGUCCAGCUACGGCUUCGUCCGCAACAUACAAAUGUAUCAAUUUGUCACGGUGGUUGUGUCCAACAACGGAGGUUGAGUUGUCGGCUUUCCAUGUUCCAGCAUCAGGUGGCACUUGUUUUCCGCUUCCUUCAAAAUAAGUACAUUCCCCACGAGAUUGACCAGGUACACCAGCACCACCAUGAACAGGGACGCAUUGUACAGACAGUUGAAGCAUCCGUUGGGCAGCGGUUUGCUGCAUCUUAACCGUUCGAACAGGCCCAUAAAUCCGUGAAGGAACUAGAAACGGUAAACGCAUGGCGAUUUCAUUGGUGCCCUUGCAACGCACGCUGGCAUCAGAACUUACCAGCAGCACGAGCGAAAUACCAAAAAGUCCCAGCAGUAAAUAGUACAACAUCCCGAGUCCUGGCCCAACCUUCAGUAUGUAGCAGAUUUGGCAAAAGUUCACCGUUAUCAGUGUCAUAUCAAACACGCUCUGUACGAACGUGUUCCCCUGGGGACUCUUCUGUUUGACCGUGUCGUCAUACCGUGGCAGUGCCGGUUUCGUCUGGACACAGGGGAGAGAUAUAUUGAACGAUUAGGCCUCAUGAAUGAAAUCAAUAGUUUGUCACCUACCUCAAUGGGGUCACCGGUUUCCAUUUGCGGAACCGUUCGGUAUGGCUCCGCGUUCCAAUCACUGUCCAUUUCGGCACUCAUGUACCACGCCCGACUGUUACCGCACGCUGACACUUCUAUCGAACAGGUAGUAAAACUCCCCACGGCCGUUAUCACGCCAGUUAUCGCAUUUGAUUAACACGAUAACGUCAAGAGGCGGGCACAGCGGGAUGGUUGUCU
This is a messenger RNA of Anopheles bellator, 1583 nucleotides long. Its product is annotated as thialysine N-epsilon-acetyltransferase. Gene Ontology annotation, molecular function: N-acetyltransferase activity. The transcript has 3 exons. The coding region runs from base 102 to 686 and encodes 194 amino acids. Lineage: Eukaryota; Metazoa; Arthropoda; Insecta; Diptera; Culicidae. The record is from RefSeq and is a predicted model, not a curated record.